UCACUAUAAAGACAAGUGAUCCGCUUCCAAUAUUUGUGUCACAGACUGGGUUGUGUGAAACAUGGACUCCUACUCCUUCAGACUUACUGCAGCGCUUUUGCUGACAGCAACCGGUUUGCUCCUCACAGCAGUUGCUGAUUAUGUGGACCGAGUGACCACCUGUGAUAAUAAUGUGUGGCAAGUCCACCGCUUAUUCUGCGAUCGUGGCGUAAUCAAUGUGACUGAAUCUUUGUAUGGUCGCUCAAACUCUCUGGUCUGCGCUGAGGGCAAAUCUAAUAAACGGCUGGCCAACACAACGUGCAGUCAGCAAGGCACCGUGGACAAAGUCAAGACAAGUUGCAAUGGCAAGAAAUCAUGUGAAUUGGGCCUGAGUGGUUUCCGCACUCCUGAUCCCUGUGUUGGCACCUUCAAAUAUUUGCAGACCAACUUUACCUGCCUGGAAGCAAUUACUGUGGUGACUUGUGAGGGGUCCGUGGCAUACCUGUAUUGUGGUAUGGGAAGCGUUAUUACCAUCUAUGGUGCAGACUACGGACGCCGCGACCAGACCACAUGCUCAUACAGAAGGGCCCCUCGUGAGCUAAAAAAUGUCACAUGCCUGCAGCCAACUCCCCUUGUUGCCCAAAUGUGCAACGGGAAAUUCAGCUGUUCAGUCACAGCCAGCAAUGCAGUGUUCACAGACCCAUGUAAAGGCAUCUACAAGUACUUGGAGAUUUCCUACGCCUGUAAACAUCCUGAGGCUAGUCACCAGGAAGUCCUCUGAACGGUACUGCCAUUUGGUGUGGAUUCCAUUCGAGUUUGUUGUUGCAAUGUGCUGCACGUUGAACUCUUUGUACUUGUAUUCAAGUGAAAAUAAAAUUGUUUCAAAAUGA
Hippocampus comes (tiger tail seahorse) is the source of this 869-nucleotide messenger RNA. Its product is annotated as L-rhamnose-binding lectin SML-like. Gene Ontology annotation, molecular function: carbohydrate binding. The record is from RefSeq and is a predicted model, not a curated record. NCBI's taxonomy places the organism in Eukaryota, Metazoa, Chordata, Actinopteri, Syngnathiformes, Syngnathidae. The coding region runs from base 62 to 760 and encodes 232 amino acids. The transcript is spliced from 9 exons.